GAAGUGUUUUGCAGUGUGUUUUCCAGUUGUGCGUUGUUGUAUUCUCCUUACGCUCAUAGUUGUUCGCGUUGUAGUAUAGUUCGUUGAAUAAUUUAAUAUUGAGGUUAUUGUUCGUUAUGGAUGAUACAAUUGUAAGUUUGAAAUCACAGCUGUUGGAAAGAGAGCGAGAGAUUGCAACUUUAAAGAAGAAACUUGAUCAAAUUGAAAAGGGAAGCUCAACAUUACCAGAGUUACUGGAGAAAGUAACAAGUCUUGCACCACUGAGAUCAAACACAUCACUGAACAAUGAUGACAUCAUGAGAUACAGCAGGCAGCUCCUCCUGCCAGAACUGGGUGUUAAAGGCAGAUUUGCCAUUAGUAAUGUAUCUGGUCUUGGUGGAUGUGGAGGAUUAGGCUGCCCUCUUGCACAGUAUCUUGCUGCAGCUGGAAGAGGACGGUUGGGUUUGUUGGACUAUGAUGUGGUGGAACUGAGUAACCUGCACAGACAGGUGCUUUACACAGAACUUACUCAAGGUCAGCCGAAAGCAUUGUCUGCCGCUCAGGCCAUUAGCAGGAUGAACUCCACUGUACAGUGUGUUCCCUAUCAACUCCAGCUGUCCAGAGAGAAUGCCAUACAACUCAUCCAACAGUAUGACAUUGUGGCAGACUGUUCCGACAAUGUUCCCACACGGUACCUCGUGAAUGAUGCCUGUGUUCUGACCAGCAGGCCUUUAGUGUCAGCAAGUGCCUUACGGAUGGAAGGACAGCUCACGGUGUACAACUACAGAGGAGGCCAUGUUACCCGGUGUUUGUACCCCAUUCCUCCUACUCCUGAGACUGUCACUAACUGCUCUGAUGGGGGCGUUCUGGGAGUCGUGCCUGGAAUAAUGGGCUGCCUUCAAGCAUUGGAAGCUAAAAUUGCGUCCGGUCAAGAAUGCACAUUUACUCAGCAGCUGCUGAUGUUUGAUGGGGAGCAGACUCGUUUCCGCUCCAUUCGGCUGCGCUCCCGGCAGAAAGAGUGUGUGGUGGGCGAGAAACCCACCGUAACGGAGCUGCAGGACUAUGAGCACUUCUGUGUGGCUGCUACUGAUAAGUGUCGAAGGCUAAAUCUUCUAAGCAGAGAACAGAGAGUCUCUGUGCAGGAGUAUAAAGGCAUUCUGGACAAUUCAACUCCUCAUCUUCUCCGAGUUAGACCCAAAGUAGAGGUGGAUAUUUGCCGUCUGUCAAAACCACUCAACAUUCCACUUGCUAGUUUAGAGGAUAAAAGCCCUGAACAUAUCACACUUUUACAAGAGACCAUUAGUGAACUUAAAGAAAAUAUGAACAACCAAUCUCCAGUUCCAGUAUUUGUGGUGUGCAAACUUGGUAAUGACUCCCAGAAGGCGGUUCAGUUGCUGGAGAAAAUGUCUGGAGCAGAAGUUGAAGCUAUGACGGUGAAGGACAUCAGUGGAGGAUUGAUGGCAUGGGCUAAGAAGAUUGACUACUGUUUUCCCAAUACUGACCCUUAAUAAAACAUCUGUAUUGAUUUUAUAAAUAAAAAGCAAUGAAGUUUAA
This is a messenger RNA of Danio aesculapii, 1533 nucleotides long. It is a transcript of the gene mocs3, whose product is annotated as molybdenum cofactor synthesis 3. The record is from RefSeq and is a predicted model, not a curated record. NCBI's taxonomy places the organism in Eukaryota, Metazoa, Chordata, Actinopteri, Cypriniformes, Danionidae. Gene Ontology annotation, cellular component: cytoplasm; cytosol. Gene Ontology annotation, molecular function: adenylyltransferase activity; thiosulfate-cyanide sulfurtransferase activity; URM1 activating enzyme activity. Gene Ontology annotation, biological process: tRNA wobble position uridine thiolation; protein urmylation.